UCCGCGCAUGCGUAGUUGUGAGUUUUGUUUGAAGUGAAUUGCUGCUUGGAACUGCCCUACAAGCUGCAAAGUCGCCAAGUAUUUAUUUUUUAUUUUUUUUACAACACAUCUUUGUAAUUUGCUCAGGUGUGUUUGGCGCUUCUUUGCAUCGCAGAGACGAUGUUAGGCCAUCAUUAUCAGAAUGCGGACAAGUCGCAGCAACUAGUCAACUAUGUGGAGGAUUACCUGGAAUGUGUGGAGUCCCUGCCUCUGGACAUACAAAGAAAUGUUUCUCUGCUUCGAGAAAUUGAUGCAAAGUAUCAAGAGGUGCUGAAGGAGGUGGAUGAAGUGUUUGAGAAAUACAAAGGUGAACAGGACUCUGCUCAGAGAAAGCGGCUGCAGAUCCAACUGCAGAGAGCGCUGAUCCUCAGCCAGGAGCUGGGAGAUGAGAAAAUCCAUGUAGUGACUCAGAUGACCGAGCUGGUGGAGAACCGUUCCCGCCAGAUGGACUCUCACUCCCUCUGCCUUCAGGAGCCCAGCGAAGCCGAGCGGCUCACCACGGAGCGACGGUCCAGCAUCCAGGAGUCCCCGGCCCCUGAACGCACCUCCAACCGUCGCCCGAGACGCCAGCGGAACAGCGAGAGUCGCGACUCCACCCACCUGUCUGCCAACGGCUCCCUGGUGGAUGAUCCCGUGGAUGAACUACCCGUGCCCCCGCCACGAGAAAAGAAGUCCAAGUCUUCAAAGAAGAAAAAACGCAAAUCCAAGCAGGAGCGAGACGCCUCGCCAGUGGACUUCACCAUCGACCCCAAUGAGCCCACCUACUGUCUGUGCGAGCAGGUCUCCUACGGGGAGAUGAUCGGCUGCGAUAAUGACCAGUGCCACAUUGAGUGGUUCCACUUCUCUUGUGUGGGUCUCACCUACAAACCCAAGGGAAAGUGGUACUGUCCCAAAUGCAGAGGAGACAACGAAAAGACAAUGGACAAAAGCCUGGACAAGAACAGAAAAGAUCGCAGGUCCAGGUAGUGACUCACCGGGAACUCGUCUCCAUCCUGAGGAAAGAACAGGUGCUGCUUUAGGAGCACAAAUGAAUAAUUAGCCACAGCACUUAGAAAUCAAGAACUUGGAGAAAUAAACUGGUUCCUGCAGGCUGCUGGGAGCCAAGCUGCUUUAUAUGAAGCUGCCCUCUUCCACACAAUUGCUGUUUUUAUAAGAUUUAUUUUAGAUUCAAAAUUUGUUUUAAUUUGAAUAAAGUAUGAAGACAAUGAAAGCUUUCUUAGACUUUCUUAAACCUUGUCGCUCUGGACUAGAUUCCUGUGAAGAAAGAUAAUCCAGUUGUUCUUAAGUUUUGGCUGCAUUUUUUCUUUAAUUGAGGAUUUUUAAUAAGUUCUGACUGAUCAGAAUCUGUGUUAAACUCUCUUCAUACAUUGAUGAAUUCUAAAAGAGAGCCUUAAAAGUUAAAUAUGUUCAUCUCAUCAGAGACUCAUAAUUUCAUUUGGGAAAAGAUUGUUGAUGGGAGAUUGAUAUAAAAUUGUUUGUGUUUUCACCAUUAUGUAUUUUUGUUUUUUACCCAUUAAAACAAUCAGUGGUUACAAACUUA
This is a messenger RNA of Gambusia affinis (western mosquitofish), 1579 nucleotides long. RefSeq names its product inhibitor of growth family, member 2 (gene ing2). Lineage: Eukaryota; Metazoa; Chordata; Actinopteri; Cyprinodontiformes; Poeciliidae. The transcript has 2 exons. Bases 160 to 1005 code for a protein of 281 amino acids. Gene Ontology annotation, cellular component: nucleus. Gene Ontology annotation, biological process: positive regulation of DNA-templated transcription. The record is from RefSeq and is a predicted model, not a curated record.